AUGUCGACGCCUCGACAAAGCACAGGCCAAUCUGGGAGCAGACACAGAUCGACGUUGUCAUUACAAAAGACCGAGGUCACAAUCCACGUUUACGACCUGCUGCCACCAGGAAGACUUUCAUCGGUUCUUUGGACUAUUGGUGCGUCGCUGCUUCACUCCGGCGUGGUCAUCUGUGGUAAAGAAUAUGCGUAUGGUGGCCAUGAUAAGCGCGGUGUAACUGGUGUUUACUGGACCAAACCCAAGACCGAACCCCCUGGCGGCACGUUUCGAUGCGAAAUACUGCAGGGAUUUACCCUUGCCACUCAGGAUGAGAUUGAUACUGCAUUGCGCGCUGCGUCCGAGGAGUUUCUGGGCACAUCGUACAACCUUCUGACCAAGAACUGCAACCACUUCACGUCGUUCCUAUGUCAAAAAUUGACUGGCAACGCUGGCCCUGCCUGGCUCAACAGGGCCGCGAGUAUCGGCGUUGCUCUACCUUGCGUAGUACCUCGAGAAUGGAUCGAACCACCCGAAUACGAAACUGCGGACGGCGAGCUAUUAGAUGACGAUGAGGACGUUGCAGAUGAGUCUUCGCGUAUGCUUUCUCGGGCCGAGCCACAUUUCUUAUCCGAAAGGGAUGAUGCUAGCGUAGAGUGGGAUAGCGAGGACGAGAGGCGGAGAGGUGGUAGCGGGAAAGGGAAACGAGUUGUACGGGAUUCCUCUGGGCGAAGCCUUCCAGCAGCAGAGCGAGCCCCGCGGUAG
Molecule: messenger RNA, 741 nt
Organism: Metarhizium brunneum ARSEF 3297
Lineage: Eukaryota; Fungi; Ascomycota; Sordariomycetes; Hypocreales; Clavicipitaceae
Gene: sdu1
Product: DeSI-like protein sdu1
Biological process (GO): protein deubiquitination
Molecular function (GO): deubiquitinase activity
Source: RefSeq, a predicted model, not a curated record